Theobroma cacao (cacao) is the source of this 1791-nucleotide messenger RNA. RefSeq names its product transmembrane protein (DUF616). NCBI's taxonomy places the organism in Eukaryota, Viridiplantae, Streptophyta, Magnoliopsida, Malvales, Malvaceae. The record is from RefSeq and is a predicted model, not a curated record.
CUCAAACCAUGAGAUUAUAUACUUCGAAAAAAAAAAAGUUGAAAUCGAAAAGAAGAAAUGACAAGCGAGGUGCAUGACGAUAUCAAAUAUCAAACGUAGUAGGGCAUAGUUAUCGCUUUAUGGGGAAGGUAACGGCCACAACAACUCCUCUGUUCUUCCAAUCAAAACUCCUCUGCAUUUCUCUCCUGUAUCUCUUCACCACCCUUUUACUUGCUAUCUACCACUCUCUCUCCUCUACCAAAUGCCUCUUCAGAUCCUCUCCUUUCGAUCCAAUCCAAACGCCUUUCUUCUCUUACCCUCAUUCCUAUGGAGAACACAAGUAUGCUAUCCCCACUGACCGCUCUUUCUGCUCCUCCCCUGGUUUUUUCUCUGAUUAUGGUGUGGUGGUGGAUGAGAUCAAAGAUUUGUGUAAGAAUUCUUCAGCAUUUUGGCCCGUUCUGAGUUAUGUACAGGGGAAAGGGGACAGUUUUGGUGGAAAUUUGAGUACCCAGAAGAGAAUUACGUAUUUUAAUCAUUCCAAUAAUGGCGUGAAAGUCCCUUGUGGAUUUUUGAAGAAGUUUCCAGUUAGUGCUUCUGACCGAAUUGCCAUGGAAAACUGCAAUGGAGUUGUUGUAGUAUCUGCAAUCUUCAAUGACCAUGACAAAAUCCGGCAACCGGUAGGCCUUGGAUCCAAAACCCUAGAGAGCGUAUGUUUCUUCAUGCUCAUAGACGAUAUAACUCUUAAAGGACUUUAUAAUCACAAAUUGAUCCCACAAAACUCACCUGACUAUAAAGUCGGUGUUUGGAGAAUUGUUAAAGUUUCUUCCAAGAAAUUGUAUGAGAAUCCUGCAAUGAACGGAGUGAUACCAAAAUACUUGGUUCAUAGACUUUUCCCGAACUCCAAAUUCAGCAUUUGGAUAGACGCGAAGCUGCAGCUAAUGGUUGAUCCAUUGUUGUUGAUACAUUCCCUUGUUGUAUCCACGAACGCGGACAUGGCUAUAUCGAAGCAUCCUUACUAUAUUCAUACUAUGGAAGAAGCUAUGGCGACUGCAAGGUGGAAGAAAUGGUCGGAUGUUGAUGCCUUGACGAGACAAAUGGAGACGUACUGUGAAAAUGGGUUGCAGCCAUGGACUCCCAAUAAGCUCCCCUAUACCACAGAUGUACCAGAUAGUGCAUUAAUCUUGAGGAAGCAUGGAUUGGGCAGCAAUCUUUUCUCCUGCCUAUUGUUCAAUGAGUUGGAAGCAUUCAACCCCAGGGACCAACUGGCCUUUGCCUACGUGAGAGAUCGGAUGAACCCAAAGCUCAAGUUGAACAUGUUUGAGGUGGAAGUGUUCGAGCAUAUUGUAGUGGAAUACAGGCACAACCUUAAAAAAAUUGGGGACGAAUCUGCUGGCUCUGGGACCAGACCCAAAGCCAAAAGGACCAAAAGGACAAGCCAUGAUUUCGAUUUGAACGGCAGCAGCUGCCAGAAAUAUCUUUUGGAAAUGUGGGGUGAAUCCCAUAGUUGAUUUUGUCCGUAACUAAGGUGUCACACUUUGGAAAAAGAAUAUAGAAAAAAAGAAAGGGUCAAAUACAAGGGAAAAUGAAAACAAAACAAACUAACCAACCGAACGACAUUUCACAGAGAAAGCUGACAAACAAAACAGGUUGGCAGGGUAUAUUUUAUUUUUAUGAUAUUUCGGCAGGGGGCAGUUGUAUUAUUCUUUGGAAGCUUUUCAGUUCAACCAAGGCGUUAAAAUUAGAGUAAAUUUGCACGUAGUAGUUUCAGUUGCUCCAUCACCUUAAUAGUAUUAUAACUAACUUGGGCUGCCA